Molecule: messenger RNA, 2804 nt
Organism: Exophiala mesophila
Lineage: Eukaryota; Fungi; Ascomycota; Eurotiomycetes; Chaetothyriales; Herpotrichiellaceae
Exons: 2
Coding region: 330-2531 (733 amino acids)
Biological process (GO): protein O-linked glycosylation
Cellular component (GO): Golgi apparatus
Molecular function (GO): alpha-1,3-mannosyltransferase activity
Source: RefSeq, a predicted model, not a curated record
CUUCACACCAACUUUCUUCCAACGUUCACUUCCAUCUCCCUUUUCUGUGCUUUUUGGAUUUAUUUUUGAAUUGCGCUGUCUUGCGCGACCUGUCCGUGUCAUAUUGAAUUGGCCGUGCCAGACAAUUGAGACCGAUAUCGACAACGUUGGGUUCUCUCCACUAUACCCCGUCAUUUCGCUCGUUACUUAGUCGCGUCGGAAACGCGUUACCAAACCUCCAACCCCACGCCAUCCAAUGAAUUCGACGUCCAACAAGGGGUCUUGAAUUUCGCCAUUGUCCAACCGGUUGGAGACUCGUACUACAAUCCUAAUCCUGCCUUGACUUAUUAAUGUCGCUGCCCGGAGGCAUGUUUACUCCACGAAAUGCACCACUCAAGGAGGGCCGAUCAUUACCAGGUCUCCCGUAUCCAGGUCCCUCCAGGCGUGCAUUGAGGCCACGACAAGUUGCCCUUCUGCUCGUGUUUUUGAUUUGCAUUCCUCUGAUUUACUAUCUAUAUUCUGGCGACUCAGACCCAGCACCUUCGUUCACUGAUCACGCUGAUCACGCCACUUUUGGAGGCAUCCCCCAAGACGCUUCCAUCCACGAAGGCUCAGAUUUAAUCCACACCAACCCCAUCGCAAACGCUCCUCAUCAGCAAGGUGGCCCUCAAGCGCCUGCAUCACCGGAUGUCAAUGGAGGACAAUCAGCCGACAAAAUCCCCUUCAAAGCACCUCCACCGGAGAACUCUCUCAACCAACCCAAAGCUCCAUCUGUGGUUGAGGUCGACGAGGAUGACAUCGUCCCACCCCGAGAGGGGGCUGGGUCAAAGCCUCAGCAAGCCUUCAACGGAGCCAAACAUGCCCUCUCCGACGACUCGGUUACCUUCGCUCAACGUGCCAAGUUCGAAAAAUCACUCCGCCGUGUCAUCGACCUGAUGCCUGGAGAAAUGGAAGGUCGAGAUUUACUGCGUCAUGUCGAAGGCACUGGAAAGGAGAAACUUCGUGAGAUGGGUCUGCGUGUCCGAGAAUACAAAAAGUAUUUCGAGGCUUGGGAGGAUCUUCAUUUGUCCUUUGAUGAAGAUGGCGGCGCCUACGUUCGCGACGACGUGAUCCAGUAUCUUCGCUACAACUCCCAUUCCUCCGACGCCCAGGAUCUCGCUGAAGGUGAACUCGCUGCCACCGUCCACUCCUACGAAGCAUAUCGAUACUUUCUUGUCAAAUUCGGCCAGCUGCUCUUUCCAUGGACCGCCCCGUACUUCCCAGAUCAUAUGACUCUUCAUUCGCAUUUCCGCCAAGGCGGUCGAGGCAUCGUUUUGACCGCUGGUGACGCCCAGGCGCCUUUCCUGCUCACCACAAUUCCCACGUUUAGGAAACUGGGAUGCGACCUGCCCAUUGAGGUCAUGUAUCUCGGUGACUCAGAUUUGAGUGAAGACUAUCGACAAGACCUGGAGGCGCUAGAUGGCGUCAUCACCCGUGAUAUUGCGCAGAUGGUGAACGACGAAGGAUGGAAAUUGGCUGGUUGGGCUGCCAAGCCGUUCGCCAUCCUAUUUUCUAGCUUCCGCGAGGUCGUCUUUAUUGAUGCCGACAGUCUCUUCUUCAAGAAUCCUGCCUCGCUCUUCGAAGAACCCCAGUAUCAAAAGACGGGUGCGUUGUUCUUCAGAGAUCGGCUUAUUAUGCCAGAGAACAAGAAGCGCUGGCUCCAGCAGAUCCUCCCUAAGCCAAUCUCGAGGCAGGUCAAGCAGAGUCGUUUCUGGACCGGUGACAGUGGUCACCAGCAAGAAUCAGGCGUCAUCGUUGUUGACAAAUGGCGACAUUUUAUUGCCCUUCUGCUUGUUACACGUAUGAAUGGUCCCGAUCGUGACGGGAACAAGGAGGAGGGAAGAGUUGGUGUCUACGAUAUGGUUUAUGGUGACAAAGAGACUUUUUGGCUCGGAUGGGAACUCGUAGGUGAUCAAGAUUAUGCAUUCCAUCAAGGUGACGCCGGUAUUAUGGGUACUGCCGAAGCCAGGGAUUCUCUCGAUGGCAAGCGAAAAGACAAGAAUGAACAUCCACCCCCACCGCCUCCUCCGCAAAAACAGAAGAAGAAACCCAAAAAGAAACCGGCACCACCACCUCCUCCAGGUGAGGAGGGCCAGAAUCAGAGCCAAGACGGCGAAGUCAGUACUGACGAUAAAGCCGAGGGCGACGUGGAUGGAGACAAUGAAUGGGAGGAAAUCGACGAGGAGCCUGAUGAGACCACGGAAGAGCCUGUGGCGUAUACCAUCUGUGCACCACAAUUACUCCAUCUGGAUCUGGACGGCAAACCACUGUGGUUCAAUGGUUGGCUGAUGGAGAACAAAUUUGCGGACAAGAAAAAGAAGAAGUUUGGCACAUUUGAACACUAUCUGAUCGAACCUCAUGACAUCCGAGACCCUGGAGCAUGGCAGUUGGAGGAAAGCAACAUGUGCUGCUUGACUGCGGAACCCGAAUAUCGGCGGGACUUUACAAAUGAAGAAAAGGCGCUACUGGCAAUGAUGAUCCAGCAAGCGAAGGACGUUGGUGUUCCAGGAUGAAGAAGAGAAAGGAGGACAAAUGGUGGGCCCGAAGAGAGAAUGAGAAUUGAAGGAGAUUGAUUUCUCGACUGCAUUAUUACGACAUAUUAUCCUUGCGAUCUAUUCACAGGAUAGGGUUGAGGUAUCAUUGCCAUGCAUUUUUGUGUCACUAGGAUAUCUGGGAACACAUUUCCCGAGGAGCGUACCAGGAUCAGGGAAAACAUGGAGACUUUUGGAUAUUUACGAGACCUUUUUGAAAUGAUAAUCUAGACUUGCCAGCCGCGAAUUCAUGAC